Molecule: messenger RNA, 1330 nt
Organism: Spea bombifrons (plains spadefoot toad)
Lineage: Eukaryota; Metazoa; Chordata; Amphibia; Anura; Pelobatidae
Gene: C3H6orf120
Product: chromosome 3 C6orf120 homolog
Exons: 2
Coding region: 107-667 (186 amino acids)
Source: RefSeq, a predicted model, not a curated record
GCAGCCCUCGCGAGAGCUACUCCUGUACAGGAAGGACUGGAGAUUGCUCACCUCCGGGGGAAUUUCAGUUUCCUCUCUGAGCGUUAAUGUCAAGCCUGGUUAUAAAAUGGUGGCACACUGGAAAAGAGCCCUUUUCCUGCUUUUAGCGUCAUACAAGUUCUUUCUGGUUACAUGUUUGUUAAUGGAGGAGAUCCCAGAAGAAUGGAUGCUAUUACAUGUUAUUCAGGGACAAAUAGGAGCUGGAAACUACAGUUAUCUGAGAUUAAACCAUGAAGGAAAGAUAAUACUCCAGAUGCAGAGCCUGAAAGGUGAUGCUGAUAUGUACGUGUCCACUGCAACACUUCACCCUAGCUUUGAUGAGUAUGAGCUCCAGUCAACAACGUGUGGCUUUGACACUAUUACCGUUCCAGAACAUUUCAGUCGUCCAGUGGGCAUUGGAAUCUACGGUCACCCGUUUUACAUGGAAAGUGAAUUUGAAAUAAAAGUGUAUUACGACCAAACUAUCCAAGAUGAUCCUUUUAUUGAUGGUUCCUUUGAUCCUGAAAAGAUGGAAGCCAAUCAUAAAAUGCAGCAACAUGCUCCUGUUGACACAUCUCAGGAGGAGGAAUCUGUGCUGCGGACUAUACUUAUAGGAAUUUUGAAAAUAAUUCUUGAGAUCCUUUUCUAAUUGCGAUGACAUUUGUAUUAAGUAUUCUGUUCACUCAAAGCUUGUUAAGUUUGUAACAUGCAAUAACUGGAAUUUUCUACAAACAAUAAAAAAGGACCAGGAAGUUCAAGCGUGCCACAGUAUGUUCCCUUGUAUCUCCAUUGGACACUGAUCUAUUAUAUUUGGGAUUUCAAUAUAAAUGAUCUUAUAUAGUAAGAAUUAUUCACUUUAUACAUGGGAAGGGACAGCUCUGGUGACAAAAAAAGAAAUUGGUGAGCUGGGCCUAUAUAAUGCAUUGUCUGUGGUAGAUCUCCAUCUGUUGUGAAACUACAACUCCCAUGAUACUUAGCUAGAAUCCUAAUGGAAAAGCUUGCUGCCUCUGGAAAGCUAAACUGUGUUGUAAUCCCACACUUUUCUUUUUAUUAUUAUUCCUCAUCUCUGGCUAAUAGUGCUCACAUGCUUACCAAAGCAUAAAGUAAAUAUUGUUAGGGGGGGUUAUCUGAAGGGUGAAAAGGGAACGUUGCAUUUUUAUAAAACCGUCAAAUAUUUUCACACUGUAAAUUUGAUAAGUCAGAAUGUAUUUUGAAUAAACAAAACAAAUACAAGCUACAGACUGGAAUCUGUACAAAGAAUGUUUUGUGGUAUUACCAAAUAAAAUAUUAGCUGCUGCUAUAUUUCUCCUAA